AUUUUAGACAUUACACCUCCCUUAUUUUUACCACAUCUCUGGAAAUCCAGAUGGGGAACAGUUAUUCUCCGGGGCUUACAGUAGGGGAAAAGGACCAGAUAAGAGGUUUGUGCAAAGGACCCAGGUUCCUGCAGUGCCAUUCAGCAAACAUCCAUUAAGUGCCUGCAGUGUGAUGGGCGACACCGAGUCCUGCUGGUGAGGAAACCCUGGGCCAGUGAAUGAGACAGACACACACAGCUCGCCAAGAUCCAUCCCGUGAGAUCUCAGCUCUCCCACUUCCUCUCCAUGCAGCCUUCAGCAAGUCCUCACCCACCGAUGGGGCCUCCCUGGGCAAGUAGGAAAACUCGAUCAUGAGAUCAGAGAACAAAUGCAUUAAACAAACAAAUAAACUUCGAGUCUGCAGCAUGUUAACUGAAUUAGGCAACAGAAAAGAAGGCAAAACAAAUUUUAAAAAUUUAAAUGGGGAUUUAAAAAAUUCUCUAAUUUUCAACUGUCAGUUCAUUAUGAAUGGUUAAAAGAAUGGACCAAUUCUCAAAUUGAACUAAAUCUUUGGAUGAAGCCUCUCCCUGGGUGGUGACAGGUCCUGACUGCUAAUUUCAAGGAGGGCCGGUGUCUGGCUCUGGUUUCUAACCCAGGGAUGGGACAGCUUUAUGGUUCUCUGGGCUUAUUGCCCUGAGCUGGUGAUCACACAAUCCAGGUGGAUGGCAAAGUUUCUGGGGUCCUGGAGCAGCUUUGAUUUACUGUAUUAAGGGUUUGUGUGUCUACCCCCACCCUACUCCUAGGGUGCCAGACCUGGAGGACUAUAGCCAUUAUCUAGACCAGUCUAGCUCCUAAUUCAACAGAGAGGCCAAGAGAGGCAAAGUGGCUUAAUCAAGGGCACACAGUUUCCAAGGGGAGGAAGAUCUGCGUUCUGUACCCCGCUUUUAUUCCUUAUUCCUUCUCUGACCUUUUGGACUUUAUAAGCCUUCCCUUCCCCCAUACCCUCCUUUCCCCUGUUGCCCACAGUGUUUGUCCUGGCAGGUGCUGGCCUUUAGGAAGACUCCGAGCCCCGAGAGACCCUACCCCCAGUUUCUCCUCUGACCCAGGGUGCAGGUUACCUUCGGUGCCAUGGCCUUUUCAUCAAGGUUCGCCUUCUGGGAGCAAAAGGUUAAAGAGGAGGACAAAACUCUGCCAAAGCCUGGCCCUCCUGGCAAGGAGGAAGGGGCCCCAGAAGGCAGCUCAAAGGAGGGCAGCUGCCUGUCUAGGAGUCCUCAGCCUCCCGCCAGCCCGGUUCCCUCAGAGACUUCCCAGAGAACCAAGAGCCCUGCAGCCAUUCCCGCCAUGAACGGCCUGGGAGCGGCCUCAGCAGAGGUCCCCAGCGGGGAGGCCCAGGGCCUCUCCCGGAAGCGGGUGGCCAGUGCAGUGAGGAGGGUGGUGAGCAAGGUGCUGCCUGGAGAGGAGUCUGGGAGUGCCAGGGAGCCUCCGACCAGAGGGGUGAAGUCCCCUGAGCACCCAGCUCCAAGCAAGAGGGGAGAAAAGGCAGCUCCUAGUCCCAAGCUGCCACCUCCUCCUCCUCCGCCACCUCCCCCUCCUCCGCCUAAGCCUGAAGCCAAGAAGGAGGCAGCCAAGGAUGAGCUCUCCAUGGGCCUGCGGAGCCUCAUGUCCCGGGGCAGGGGCAAGGACCGCAAGUCCCGCAGCAAGCCAUCUCCCGGGAAGGGGGAGAAGCCCUCCGGCCAGGAGCCAGGCUCUGAGGGGAAGCCAGGAUCCCCAGCCGGGCCUGAAACCCCAGCCCCACCGGAAGAGAGGACAGACCACCUCACUGGAGAGCAGCCCACCCAGGCUCCAGAGCCUGGUGUGCAGCAGGAGGUAUCUGAGCGUGUCACUAACCUGCCAUGCCCCUCACCGCCCCUGCUCGAGGGCCAGACACCUCCCUGCCGGUGUCCCCAAGCCUCCUCAGUGACCCCGCAUGACCGAGAGGCUGGGCCCAGGGACCGGACGGUGCGGCUGCAUGGCUUUCCCUCGCUGAGUGCCAGAGCCCGUGGUGGCCUGGGCACGCCCGGCGGCCGGGGUGGGAACGGCUACCCAGCAUGCUGGGGCCUUCGACACUCUUGCCGUGGGAGUCGGAGGCUGGUCCCCAGCCAUACAAUGCCAGUUUGAGACCCCAGACCCCAAGCCAAAGGUCAGAGUCUUAACAGAUGGGUGCUGGGGUACAAAGACCAUGUUUGCUGAAAUUGGGUAGCCUGGCUUCACACCCCCAGCCACUCACCCCCACGGGCCCUCAGCACACUCACCAUCCCUUCUCUGAAGCCUUCGGGCCAGAUGUAUUUUGGAAAUUCAUAAUGUUUGGAUUUGAGAAUGUUAUACGGUAUACGUAAUAAGCAGCAGCCCUUAACCAAACACAUUACCAUUUCCCCAGCACAGUCUAGAAAUGUUCAUGCCAAAGAGGAUGGAAUAUGAACAGUUAGGGGUACCCACCGAAGUAGUUGAAAAAAAACUUACUAUUUGGGGGAGCUUUUCAGAUUUUGAAACUGUGAAGUAGAAUACCUGCUUUGAAAGUGGCUGUGAAGAUUAGAAAUAAUGCUGCUUCCAGCCCCGUUCCUGGAGCUCGAGUGGGUAGCUGGUAGUGUGAGUAGUGAUGCUGAGAGCAUUUCACCCUUGUUUCCAUCACUGCCUGCAAUUCCUCUUGAGGAGCCCUGUGCCUGGGUGGCCUGUGGGCCUGGGGCCCCCCUUUGAAUUCGGGGCUGCCCCUGUCUGCCCACAACAUACUCUCUGCUGGGGCAGGAGGCCAAGGCAGAGGAGACGACUGUGGGUCCAACCCCUUCCCUUUGAAAAGUGAUACUUGCUUGGCUGGUCUUGGGUUGGGGACAGUUCUCUUCAAGCUUCCCUGUUUUGUGGACUCUGCCGAGGCCUCACGGGGUGUGUGUGGGGCCAUCAGGUUUUGCCACUGCUUCUCUGUGCUCUUGACUUGCUCUUCUAGUUGGAAGGAGAGGGGUCUGGAGGACACUGGGAGCACAGCCUGAGGGCCUGUCCUGUCUUCCUGGGCCCUCGAGGUCCAUACCUGACCACUACCUCCUGUGACCCCUGGGGUCUUAGGACCUACCUUGCUGCCCUCUCCUCCUGGGUGUAGCAACACUCAGGAGCCAGCCUGCAGCUUUCCCCCACCCCUCUGGGCCCACUCUGUGAGUCGGGAGAGUGGCCAUUCCUGGCACUCAGAGAGGAAUUAACAGGGGCAUUUUGGCCCAAUGAGUAGGGCCUGAGGUGAGCUUGCACUCCCCCGGGAGAACCUAUAAGUAGCCAGGGAGCGUCAUGUGCCUGAUCCUGGGCCAGCUGCCCUCCUGCUCUGGCUCUCUCACCUGGACCUCAGCCACCUGUGUCACCUGGGGCUGGGGCAGGAACCAGAAGGGCGCCUGGGGGGACAGUGCCGUCCUAGCUCUGGCUCGUGUGCUCGAGAUGGUUAGGACGUAGGAAGAAAUAACUAUGACUUCCAGGCACCUGUUCUUUGUUCUCAUCUGAAAGUUGAAAAACUCAAAUCGGUGCCUGGCUUGUCUUUUGACCCUGCUCUCCCUACCCAUUGGGUCCCAGUGGCUUCCGGGGCUGGGGGCUUGGCAUGCUGUGCCCCCGCCACUCCCCAGGCUGGGACUAAUAGUGGUUUAACCUCUAGGCGGGAGCUGCCCCUGAGGCCCGGCUGACCCCCACAGAGGAGGCUCACCAGCGGCUUGAGAGGAUCUUCACGGCUCCUGUAAUGCCCCCUCUCGUGUGUGUUCCCCGGGCUCUGGCACGCCUCCUUCCGGAGGCUGGAUGCCAGCUGUGUGUGUCCGUGCGCAUGGGAGCUCCCCCUGACUGGAAGGGUGGCCCCAUGGCUGGCCUGUGGGCCCUCGAGUUGGCUUCCCACUGAAGAAUCAAAAGAGCGGCUGUGCAGAGGCCCCUGCACCACUAGGCGGUUCCUCUGGAGAGCCUGGGGCCCCCCGCCAUGCACCCCUUCUCUGGCCCCCUUCU
Molecule: messenger RNA, 3975 nt
Organism: Choloepus didactylus (southern two-toed sloth)
Lineage: Eukaryota; Metazoa; Chordata; Mammalia; Pilosa; Megalonychidae
Product: vegetative cell wall protein gp1-like
Exons: 3
Coding region: 1108-2136 (342 amino acids)
Source: RefSeq, a predicted model, not a curated record